AAAAAAAAAAAAAAUUAAUGACUCGCAUAAUCAGUCACAUGUCCAGCAAGAAGGAAUUAUAUAAGUACAGGGGCAAUUCCAUUUACAAAAAAACGUUUAAAACAAUUUAUUUAUACUGAAGUGAUUCAAUAUGUCUGAUCAAAGCAAACAACCGCAAACUCAAGAGGAGAAGGAUAAGGAAUUGUUCAAUCCUGAUAACAUGAUGGUUAACAUUGGUGGUAAAACUGUUCCAUUCAGUAAAAUCAAUAAGCCGCAUACCGUUCUUAUCAACCCAGAACAUCAUAAACCAAAGGUAGAUGCUUCCAGUUUUCCUGAUAUUGAGCCGGCUGCUAAGGAGAGAGAGGAAAAGUUGGCUGCUGAAAGAGCUGCUAAAAAAAAUGAAUAAAUUUGCAAUUGGCAGUUCUUCCCCAGGAUUUAUAGACCUAAUUCGGGAAGUAGAUUAGUAUACAUGCUCAACUAAAAGAUCGUGUUCAAGUUUCGGUUCUUCAAAAUCUUUUCUUUUAUGCUUUUUCAAUUUAUCUAUUAUAUUCAAUUAGUUGUUGUAGACUACUAGUUG
Messenger RNA from Hyphopichia burtonii NRRL Y-1933, 556 nucleotides. It is a transcript of the gene ASR3, whose product is annotated as Asr3p. The coding region runs from base 131 to 385 and encodes 84 amino acids. The transcript has a single exon. Lineage: Eukaryota; Fungi; Ascomycota; Pichiomycetes; Serinales; Debaryomycetaceae. The record is from RefSeq and is a predicted model, not a curated record.